Molecule: messenger RNA, 764 nt
Organism: Aricia agestis (brown argus)
Lineage: Eukaryota; Metazoa; Arthropoda; Insecta; Lepidoptera; Lycaenidae
Exons: 5
Coding region: 193-711 (172 amino acids)
Source: RefSeq, a predicted model, not a curated record
GGAGUGCACCUUAGUUGUUUAUAUCCAAAGUCCCGUCCGAUUUCUGCCCGAUUUGUAUACAAAAUAUUACUAAGUGUUAUCGGUGCCCGUGAUUAGUACCUGUUAAUCCUUUAAUGCAGUUAAGGUGACGUCAUAUAAUCCGUAGUGCGAUAUAUUCGGUUGUGGACAGUUGCAGUUCUGUAGUCUACUCGAAUGUUGCUAGAAGCUGUUCUGCUGCAGUUGCUUGUGCUGGCGACCCGCGCCUCGCCUGUCAUAUUCGAGGAUUGCGGGUCGGCCUACGACUUGUUCAUCGUGAACAUCGCGGGCUGCGGCGCCGCCGUGCCCUGCUACGUCACCCUCGGCGAGCAGAUACCUGUCAACGUCAUGUUCUACGCCGACUUCGUGUCUCGUCAGCUGGACCAGGACGUCACCAUCAACAUCAACUACAUCCAUGCGCGGACGCCCGUCACACCCGAGCCGUGCGAGACUGUGAUGUGUCCGGUGCAGAGCGACGCCAUCACCUCCUUCACCAGCGUCAUGUCCGUGCCCACUGAUAUGGCCCUGAACCAGCGCGGCUACCUGCAGUGGCGGGUGUACAACGAGGCUGGUCGGCAGGUACUCUGCUACUCGGUGCUGGUCCAGACGCAGAACUAUCUGCAGAAGAUGAUGAGGCAGUACGUCUCUGAAGCCCAUCGGAAACAGCUUCACCGGUUGGGUUUCUACGGCCUAUGAUUUGUGACCAUGUUGAUGUUUGAAGUGUCUUUUUGUACCCUCAGAGAAAUUGU